ACAGAAACCACUCAAAUUCAAAAUCCCCAAAUCUCCGAAACCCUAAAUUUCCUCUCUGCCAUGGCUGACACUGCAGUUUCCGAGAUGCCCAACAACACCAGGAAGCCCAGGACCACCCGAAAGGCCCUGAAGGCCAAGACCCCAUCGACAAACGAAGCCAACAUCCUGGCCGGAACGGUCUCCGAGGCCGCUCCGAGCCCGAUCCCGACCGGACCCGGGUCCGACCCGGCGAAGGAGAACCACGAGAGCCUCUCUCAGCCUCGCACGUCGCCCAAGAAAGCAGCCAAGGCUUCGAGGAAACAGUCGAAAGCGGCGAAGGAGACGCAGUCGAGUUUCGAGAAGGACCUGCAGGAAAUGGAGGAGAAGCUUCAGGCUCUGAGGCUCGAGAAGGAGAAGACGGAGGAGAUGUUGAAGGAGAAGGAAGAGAUCUUGAAGCUUAAGGAGGAGGAGCUCGAAUUCAAGGGUCGGGAGCAAGAUAAGCUUCACAUGGAGCUCAAGAAGUUGCAGAAAUUGAAGGAGUUCAAGCCCACCAUGGCAUUCCCAAUUAUACCAUCACAGAAAGACAAGAAAAAGAAGGGUGGCCCUGAAAUGAAAAGGCCAUCGCCUCCUUAUGUCCUAUGGUGCAAAGAUCAGUGGAAUCAGGUCAAGCAAGAGAACCCUGAGGCAGAGUUUAAGGACAUAUCAACCAUUUUGGGGGCCAAGUGGAAGAAUGUCACCGCAGAAGAGAAAAAGCCGUAUGAAGACAAGUACCAGGCGGAGAAGGAAGCCUAUUUGCAAGUGAUGGCGAAAGAGAAGCGUGAGAGUGAAGCAAUGCACCUGUUUGAGGAGGAGCACAAGCAGAAGACAGCUAUGGAGUUGCUUGAACAAUACAUGCAAUUCAAACAAGAAGCAGAAAAGGAUAACAAGAAGAACAAGAAAGAAAAGGAUCCAUUGAAACCCAAGCAGCCAAUGUCUGCGUUUUUCCUGUUCACAAAUGAGAGGCGAGCAGCCUUGAAUGCACAGAACAUCAAAUCUGCUCUAGAGGUUGCAAAAAUCACCGGUGAAGAAUGGAAGAACAUGACAGAGGAGCAAAAGGGUCCAUAUGAAGAGAUGGCAAAGAAGAACAAGGAGAGGUAUAUGCAAGAAAUGGAGGUCUAUAAGCAACAGAAGGAAGAGGAAGCUGCCAUCUGCAGAAAGGAAGAGGAAGAGAUGAUGAAACUUCAAAAGCAUGAAGCCUUUCAACUGCUCAAGAAGAAGGAGAAGACAGAGAACAUAAUCAAGAAAACAAAAGAGAUUGAGAAGAAGAAGAAGGAAGAAAAGAAGCUUGCUGAUCCCAACAAGCCCAAGAGGCCUGCAUCCUCAUACAUUCUGUUCAGCAAGGAAGCAAGAAAGAAUCUGUUGGAGGAGAGACCAGGAAUCAAUAACUCCACUAUUACUGCUCUCAUUUCAGUUAAAUGGAAGGAAUUGAGUGAAGAAGAAAGAAAGGUGUGGAACGACCAGGCUGCUGAAGCAAUGGAGGCUUAUAAGAAGGAGUUGGAGGAAUACAACAAGUCUGUUGCUGCAUCCAUCCAAGACUGAAGAAAAUGUUCUAGUGCUAGUGGACAUUUAGUGUAGUGAAAGCCCAUCAUUUUGAUGGCAUAAUUCUAUCGGUAGUGUAAUUUUCGUUUUCAUUUUGAUGUUAACAUUCUACCCUAUUAAUCAGUCUAAACUUUGAACUACAUUCAUCA
Rosa chinensis is the source of this 1706-nucleotide messenger RNA. RefSeq names its product high mobility group B protein 6. The transcript has 9 exons. NCBI's taxonomy places the organism in Eukaryota, Viridiplantae, Streptophyta, Magnoliopsida, Rosales, Rosaceae. Gene Ontology annotation, molecular function: DNA binding. The record is from RefSeq and is a predicted model, not a curated record. Bases 61 to 1557 code for a protein of 498 amino acids.